Molecule: messenger RNA, 255 nt
Organism: Lottia gigantea (owl limpet)
Lineage: Eukaryota; Metazoa; Mollusca; Gastropoda; Lottiidae
Exons: 1
Biological process (GO): G protein-coupled receptor signaling pathway
Cellular component (GO): membrane
Molecular function (GO): G protein-coupled receptor activity
Source: RefSeq, a predicted model, not a curated record
CCUUUUGUAGUGAAAAGUUUCACAAGAACGAACAUGUUUCUAUCCUUGGUUGGUAUUCAUCUGUACGCACUUUUCUGGGCGGUUAGUCCAUUGUUUGGAUGGGGACGUUAUGGACCAGAGCCUUACAGAACGUCCUGUACACUCGAUUGGGAAAAUCCUAGUAAAUCGUUUGUUAUAGCAACUUUUGUGAUGUGUCUUGGACUUCCGUUUUUAAUUAUGUUAACAACGUAUGGUUUACUAAUUCAACUAAGUCGC